This is a messenger RNA of Pseudopodoces humilis (Tibetan ground-tit), 468 nucleotides long. NCBI's taxonomy places the organism in Eukaryota, Metazoa, Chordata, Aves, Passeriformes, Paridae. The record is from RefSeq and is a predicted model, not a curated record.
AUGUCCCACAGGUGUCCCCGGUGUCACUCAGGUGUCACUCAGAUCAUCGCCUUUGACGAGCUCCGCACGGACUUCAAGAACCCGAUCGAUCAGGGCAACCCCGCGCGGGCGGUGAGAGACCGGGUGUCCCUGGUGCCACCGGGGUGUCGCUGUCGCCCCCAGCUGGUGGUACCCGAGUAUUGCAUCCACGGCCUGUUCUGCCUCAUGUUCCUGUGCGCGGCCGAGUGGGUGACGCUGGGGCUGAACCUGCCCCUGCUGCUCUACCACCUCUGGAGGUAUUUCCACCGCCCGGCCGAUGGCUCCGAGGGCCUUUUUGACGCCGUGUCCAUCAUGGACGCCGACAUCCUGGGCUACUGCCAGAAGGAGGCCUGGUGCAAACUCGCCUUUUACCUCCUGUCCUUCUUCUACUACCUGUACAGUAUGGUGUACACACUGGUGAGCUUCUGAGGGGGGGCACCCCCGGACCCC